Molecule: messenger RNA, 1536 nt
Organism: Rhizopus microsporus ATCC 52813
Lineage: Eukaryota; Fungi; Mucoromycota; Mucoromycetes; Mucorales; Rhizopodaceae
Exons: 1
Coding region: 1-1536 (511 amino acids)
Cellular component (GO): transcription factor TFIID complex
Molecular function (GO): protein heterodimerization activity
Source: RefSeq, a predicted model, not a curated record
AUGGCUGACUCAUUUUGUUCUUCAAUAUCAGAGAUAGUCACUCAACGUAUAAUUCAAAGCUCAGGUUUCGAGUCAGCAACAAAUCAGUCUAUUCAUGUAUUGAGCGAUGUGCUUAGACAAUACCUGGAACUUUUAGGAUCUUAUGUCUCGGCUUAUGCGAAUUUAAAUGGAAGAACCAUCGGGAACGCGUGGGAUUUGAUCGAUGCUAUGGAAGAUCUAUAUAUCACACCCGACAGCUUAAGAGAGUGGCUUGACAAAGAAGGCAAGCAACUUUCGCCUUGCUGGGCUGCUCAGUCAGAUCCAAGCCGAUUAUUGGAAGGAACUGUUAGAAAGGGUAGACAUAACUUUGAAGAUAUUAUCGAAUACAACUUUCAAUCGAUUCCAGAGUUUGAACUAUGCCCAGAGUCACCGCCUAUAGAAGAACCGCUUUCACCUACACCGACUUACUCUACAACAUUACCACAAUAUAUCCCUCCUUUCCUUCCGGCAUUUCCAGAGAUAAAAGAAGAUGGUGUCGUGGAGGAAGAAAAUGGUCCAGCCAUCGAUAAAUCUUUGAAAGAAAAGGCAAUUCAGUCCAUGAUACCCCAAGUGAAGGCAGCGUCUGUCGAGUCACUGCCACCUCCAUUGAUUGUUAAAAACAAAAAGAAACCUGUGGACAAUCCAUUUACACACAUUGUACCCUUUGAGGAGUCGAUUUUAGCAGCUGAAGCAAAUAUUUCACAGCAGCCGCUUUCUCUCGCCAUUGAGCCUGCCGACCUUUCGAUCAAGGAAGUGAGUACGCCUGAGAAGGAGCCACCUAGAAAGAAGGCACGUUUACCUGCACUGAAAGGACUAUCAAAUACAAAUAGCACAGCUUUGAAGCUGGGUGAAGGCAUUGUCGGUCAUGACGAGCUCUUUAGAAUACAGACAGAGAAUGAAGCAGCACCUGGAAACCAUAUGUUUGAUAGAGAUAUUGGCGUCUUUGAGGAAAUUGUCAGAAGUGUGACAGAUCCGUUAUUACUGCCUAGAUUAACAACACCCAAUUUACUCAUUGAUGUGGCUACUACGGGUACCACAUCCGUUCCUGCUACGCCUACAACACAACAUACGAUGAAUGAUCAACAUUCAGUACCAUCAUCUCCACAAUCAUCAGCAUCUAACGAUAUCACUAGACCAAACAAAGCAUCCAUGUUGGCUGCCUUAGCAUCUAGUAAAGCAGGCUUGAAGAGAUUAGGACGACCUUUAUCACCAAUGUCACUUUCAGAAUUUGCAAAUGCAAAAGCAAGUACAGGAAGUGUGGAUAUUAAUAAUAUGCAAAAGACUGGUGACAGUAAAUACAUUAUAAAGAAAAAGAAGAUGCUACUACAACAGCAACUGUUACAGCAGCAACAGCAAUUACUUUUACAGCAACAACAACAACAGCAGCAGCAGCAGCAGCAAGGGCAACAAGGACAAAAUCAGCAAAUUCAACUAAUGCAACCAUCACCCUCAGAUUCUCAAGUACCUCAGCAGGAUACUCAACAGAAUAUGGAGGAGAUAAAAGAAAUAAAUGUGUGA